UCGAGCAUUGUUAUCGAACGACUGAAGCGAGCAGCUGAGCAAGACCAGGGCCACGCGCUCUGCUCCGAAAUGUUGUAUUGGUUCGACAGAUGAUCGCGUAAAGAGAGAAAACCGAGAGAAGACGGGAGGAGGAUCUUUCAAGGAAAGGAUAAAAUUUCCAACGGUUUCCAAAAAUACUCGGGUCUGUUUAUUCCUGAAACGGUAUAAAAGAUGCCGAAAAAGUUCGUUGGGGAGAACAGCAAGGCUGUGGCAGCCAGGGCGCGAAAAGCGGCAGUAAAGGAAGCCGAGGCCUCGAAGAAGGUCCAGGAGGCCGAAGACAAGGCGUGGCAGGACGACGAUAAGCAGUUACAGAAGAAGAAGCAGAAACAGGAAGAAAUGGAAAAGAAGCGGCUGCAGCAGUUGGAGAAAAAAGCCGAGGCGAAGGCGCUCCUCGAAAAGGAAAUGUCCAGCAUUAAGGUGGGCGGAAAACAGCCAGCGGCGAAGUUGACGCGGGCGGAAAUUCAGGCGGAAACUGAGAGGCGGAACCAGGUCGCCCAGAAGAAGAAGACCGAAGAUGAGGAGAGACCGAUAGAAGAAAACAUCAACCGAAUCGUUCUCGAGGGCGAAACGGCCCACGGAAUAGACGAGGCGCUAUCGGUUCUCAGCACGAAGGAAUCUGAGGUCGAUCGGCACCCUGAAAAACGGCUGAAGGCUGCUUACACCGCGUUCGAGGAGCGAAUGAUGCCGCUGAUCAAAGAGCAGAAUCCGACACUGCGGCUCAGCCAGCUGAAGCAGAUAUUAAGGAAGGAGUGGAUGAAGUCGCCGGACAACCCGCUCAACCAGAGAAUUCAAAAUCGCUGAGUCGAUAUCGUGGUUGAAACGAUUUGUCGAGGGAAGGGUGCGGGCGAAAGUAUUUUAGCUGGUAACGCGGAUUGGCGAGACCGUUUCGUGUUUGACCUCCUAUAACGCGAUCUAUGUACCUGCACGUCGAUACGCAGAAUUGUCACUGGUAAAUGAAAAAAGUGCGAAACAAACACAAACGGAGAGACGUUCUUGUUGUGUAAAUCGAUUAAUAAAUUAUGCUUUUUUGAAAAAAAUAAUAAUAAUAUCGAAUUAUACAGCGGAAAAAUGCACUUGAAUUACAUACUAUACACGUAUACAACAUAUCGUAGAAAUGAUCUUUGGUACAUGACUCGUUACAUAGCGCAGUAGCAGAUAUAGCCUCUGAUAAAGUAAUUUUUAUCAACAAUAUACUAUAUAACAACGAAAACGACAAUAACAAUAACGUUGAACGGCGUUUUUCGACCUUCUACAACGAUCGUCGAGUCACCUUUUCUUUACAAUUAAAUUUACUCAGGUAUAUAUUCGCCUAGCUUUGGUUAACCAGAGGCUCGAUGCAGACUUUAAGGUUUCACUAUCGUACACUCGGUU
Neodiprion virginianus is the source of this 1410-nucleotide messenger RNA. RefSeq names its product coiled-coil domain-containing protein 124. NCBI's taxonomy places the organism in Eukaryota, Metazoa, Arthropoda, Insecta, Hymenoptera, Diprionidae. The record is from RefSeq and is a predicted model, not a curated record. Gene Ontology annotation, biological process: transcription by RNA polymerase II. The transcript is spliced from 4 exons. Gene Ontology annotation, molecular function: transcription coactivator activity. Gene Ontology annotation, cellular component: nucleus. The coding region runs from base 211 to 840 and encodes 209 amino acids.